AUGGGCUGCAUCUGUUCUUCGGAGGAGGAUCCGGAUGUGCCCACGCACCCGGUUCCUGGCAAGGGCUCGUCCCAGGCUCAACCCCACAAGAGUUCUCAAGACAUGAGCAUCUUGGAUUUGAGCAAAUCGAACGAUGUGAUUGACUUUGAAUCCAUGAAUCCUCGGAGGUUCAAGGAAACCACCAUUCUGAUUAUCAAGGAGAACAUGCUGGCUGUAUUUCCAGCUGGGAUAAGGAAUUUUACCUCCCUGACAACAUUCGACUGUAGCAUGAACAGGCUGGACGAGCUUCCUGCGGAGAUUGGCCUCCUAGUCUCCCUGACAACGUUGGAUGCGAACGAUAAUUCUCUCACGAAGCUGCCAGAGGAGAUUGGAAAUCUCUCCAAGCUUGAGAAGCUCUUCCUGUACAAGAACAACAUCACUGUCCUCCCGGAUACAAUCUGCAACCUGGCGGCCUUGAAGGAAUUGAAUCUUUUCAACAACAAAAUCAUCAAGUUGCCCACAAAGUUUUCCUCACUGCACAACAUGGUGGAGCUGAACCUGGCGGACAACAAGCUGAAGACUACCCCUGACUUGAGCGGAUUCACCUCCCUGAACCGCCUUGCCCUCUUCAACAACAACCUGGUUCUGCUACCUCCGCUCUCGGGCUUGGGGAGUCUGGAGAAGCUCGAGAUCUACCGCAACAAGCUGGAGACGUUGCCAGACAUGAAACAGCUUGACAACUUGCAGGAGUUUCAAGUGACCAACAACCUUGUGAAGGAGCUUCCUGUCAACAUCGGGAGUUUUCAGGCCCUGACGACCAUUGAGGCAUCGCGCAAUCAGCUCACUUCGAUUCCGGACUCGGUUCUUGACUUGAAGGAGCUGGUCAAGCUCAUGCUGUCUGAGAAUCAGAUUGCAGUCCUCCCGACCGGCUUGUCUAAGUUGCCCCUCAAGACUCUAGACGUCUCCUCAAACCUGCUUGAGAGUUUUCCUGACGUUGAGGGCUGCACGUCACUUACCAACUUGAUGGUGGCAAAGAACAAGUUGUCGUCCCUCCCCACGUUCCUUGUCUCCGAUUUCCCUUACAUCAAACGCCUGACCUUUGACGGAAAUCCUAUCGAUAUGGAAGACGCCAGUAACCAGGAGGUGGUGGAGAGCCUCAAGAAUCGAUUCAAGAGCAUCCCUAACUCCAAGUUGAGCGUCAUCGUCUGA
This is a messenger RNA of Guillardia theta CCMP2712, 1188 nucleotides long. RefSeq lists its product as hypothetical. The transcript has 9 exons. The coding region runs from base 1 to 1188 and encodes 395 amino acids. The record is from RefSeq and is a predicted model, not a curated record. NCBI's taxonomy places the organism in Eukaryota, Cryptophyceae, Pyrenomonadales, Geminigeraceae. Gene Ontology annotation, molecular function: protein binding.